UUCUUGCUCUAUAGCAUUCUAAUUCUUACUUCUACUUUCUGAACAUCAUCAAGAGUACUUUUUGUACAUUUAAUCUCAAGAAGAUAGAUAUUCUGAUUUGAAAAGCUGCAUUUAUUUUUAUAGCCUGAAAUCCCCAGUCAUAAAGAGAAGGAUUGCAUUCUCAUCAAACAGAAGGCUUGAUACAAUCUCUGCAUUCAUUUCUCCAUCAACCAUGAAUUCCUAUAAUUAUGGAGGCUCGAAAGAGGCAAUUUUUCAUGACGAAGGCUCUCUAAUAAAAAACAACUGUAAAGAAUCAAUUACAAAAAUUGAGAAAACUCUUAGAGGAGAUAAGAAUGCUCUUCCCUUCAGUGACGGAAUGUUCACUAACUUUAAUGGUUCAAACAAUAAGCAAGGAGGGAAUCUUUGGAAGGAAAUCCUAAAUUUCACGCAGGGGAGGAGCAAAUCCUACGCUAUUUCAAGCUAUAUUAUAUCCAAAUAAAUGUAAAGAGGAAAUUAGGAAGCUAAUUCGGCUAUUUAAGGCUUCGACUGACCUGAUCCUUCAGGAUUAUGAAGUAUUCAAAAGAUAUAUUUAUGAGAAAUAAGAUCAUUCCGAUGGCGAACCGCUCUGAUGGGAACAUUGAGGAAGACGAGACUUAUCAGAUGUUUAUCAAACUUGCUAAUAAUUAUGACUUCUAUCUUAAGAUGAAGGAAGAAUUUCAUUGUAAAUUAAACAAGAAAUCUCCUACUAAACAAUGGCAAAAAGCUAUAGUUCCUGAAAAAGUACUGCAUAAGGCCAAAGAGAAGAGUAAGAGCAAAAAGAAGGUCCUCGUGCCAGUAAAGAACAGUAAAAACCAUAUCUGAGAAAUUUCACAAUACAUCUUAAAAGAGAAGUCUAAACCUCGCGGAAUCAGCUCAUUCGAUAUCAGAAUUCAUACAGACCAGAAGGAUAAGAAGCGGAAGAGCAGGUAUAAUAAGAAGCUCAAAUUCCGUAUGUCAACUGUUGUGAAGGAUUUCAUACAGUCAGAUACUUACAAAAUUCUUAUUGAAAAGCGUAAAUAUGUCAACCAGGGUAGUAAGAGUAAAGAAGAUGUCUGCGAUUUUGAUAAUAAAACCGUAGAUAAUGAAGAAGAUUCGAAGGAUAAUGAGGCUUCAUUGGGAAAUACCCAAAAGAAGCCAAGUCCUUUCCGCGAUAAACGAGGAGGAAUCAUAUUUAGGACAAGCACUCUACAAAUCAAAGAAGGAGCUCCUUCUGUGAAUGUAACUCCUCCUCCAAAAGGCUAUAAUAUGCCAGGAUUGGAUAGUUUUCAGAAAAAGUUUGGAAUGCAAGAAGAAUCAAAUUUUGAUUCAAAAUCAUCCACCAAUUCAGUAAGCGACAGUGAGAGUCCACAAACAAAGAGAUCAAAGGAGAAGGUGCAUAAAAAGAAAAUUUUAUCUCGCACAAGAGCUGAAAAACAAAAACUUAAUUUCUUUGUUCAUAAAGCUCCUAAGCUUAACAUGUUGGAGAAGAGAAAAAUGAUGAGGAAUAAGAAGACAAGUACUUUAGCUCCUUUGAAUACACAAUUCGCAUGAAAAUUUAACGCACAUAAGAAGAGCUAUGCCAAUAAGAGAGAUACCUUCUCAGAUAGAUCACCAAUGUCUCCGGAUGCUUUGCGAUCAAUGAAUAGAACAAGGAUAUCCAAACUAAGGAGUUCAAGAAUGGUUAUUGUUCAAAAUGAGGGUAAGAAAAAUCCUCGGAAGACAUAUAUCACCCCAAAUCGGCGAUCAAAGCUACCUACCAACAUCUCUAUUCCUCUUGGGACCAUCUCAGAGUCAAAAUAAUCCAGCUUAUCCUAAAACCUCUCUUCUCUCACCGAAUAAAAUCCCUCAUUACUCAAAGUACGCCAGCCCAGUGCCUGCUAGAAGAAAAUCCAAGAGGCCCAAGCGAAAUCUGUCAAAUACCCCUUUCUUCUACCCAAAAUCACUUUCUUAAAUUUUGGCCAAAACACGAACAAAAAUGAGGCCUAAAACCUUGUUUCACCCGAAAUUCU
Molecule: messenger RNA, 2006 nt
Organism: Moneuplotes crassus
Lineage: Eukaryota; Ciliophora; Spirotrichea; Euplotida; Euplotidae
Source: the annotation of a GenBank genome assembly